This is a messenger RNA of Sphenostylis stenocarpa, 1515 nucleotides long. The record is from the annotation of a GenBank genome assembly. Lineage: Eukaryota; Viridiplantae; Streptophyta; Magnoliopsida; Fabales; Fabaceae.
AUGGAGGAGGAUGAGAUUCAAGCACAGGCAGCAUGUAAGUUCCCUAGGGUUGGAAAUGGAAGGAGCGACCAAUAUCAAGAGGAGGAAGAAGAAGGAGACAUAAGAAGAAGAGGUAUUGGUGGUGGAGGAGGAGGAGGAGGAAGUGAAGCUAGCACAAACCAUUUCCAAAGUAGUUGGCACCACUCUUCGAGAAUCAUAAGGGUGUCUCGAGCAUCUGGUGGCAAAGACAGGCACAGCAAGGUGAUGACCUCAAAGGGGUUAAGAGACAGAAGGGUUAGACUCUCUGUGACCACAGCCAUUCAGUUCUAUGACCUUCAAGAUCGCUUGGGCUAUGACCAACCUAGUAAGGCUGUGGAGUGGUUAAUCCAAGCUGCUUCAGAUGCUAUCUCAGAGCUUCCUUCUCUCAACAACCCCUUCCCUGAUACCCCUAAGCAGCCAAGUGAUGAGAAAAGGCCAACUAGUGGUCAGCGUGGUGGUCAAUCACAGGCCUUUGAUGAUGCAGAUGGAGACACCAAUUUCCUCCAGCAAAGCCAGAACCUCUCUCUCUCCAAAUCUGCUUGUAGCAGCACUUCCGAGACAAGCAAAGGGUCUGGCUUGUCCCUCUCAAGGUCUGAGAUCCGUGUGAACCGUGUGAAGGCAAGGGAGAGGGCAAGGGAGAGAGCAGCAAAAGAGAAGGGGAAAGAUAAAGACAAGGAGAAAGAGAAAGAGAAAGAGAAAGAGAACGAUUCUGGCAUUGCACAUCACCACCACCACCACCACCACCAACACAAUAUGUCUCACACUGCUUCCUUCACUGAGCUUCUCACCGGUGGGAUUGGGAGCACAGUAACAGUUAAUCCCACCACUGCAGCAAGUCCUAAUGGAUCAUCAGUUCAUCAGAUCCAUGAGGGCCAUGAUGAGGCCAACCUAUUCAACAAGGGAAGACAACAACAACAUUGGUCUUCACUAGUGACACCUAUGGACUACUUAAGCUCAGGAGGCCUCUUGGUGGGGCCUUCUUCAUCAUCUGCAAGAACUCAACAACAACACCAACACCAACACCAACACCAAUCUUCUUCAGGACAGUUCCAACUUGGACAUGCCCUUCCCAUCUCACCAUUCAGUGGAGAAAAUCACUCGGAUCAGCUGCAGCAUUUUUCCUUCAUGCGAGACCACCUUAACAUGCCAGCUGUGGUCACUUCUUCUUCUUCUGCUUCUCAGCCCAGCGGGGGUGACAAUUACAACCUCAGCUUCAGCAUCUCUUCGGGCCUUGCUGGUUACAAUAGGGGGACCCUUCAGUCCAAUUCUCCGUCCUUUUUGCCUCACCUCCAGAGGUUUCAACCUUUAGACGGAUCAUCCAAUCUACCUUUCUUUAUCGGAGCUCCUGCUCCUUCUUCUGCUCCUCCAACCAUUGACAACAACAAUAAUAACCACCACCACCACCUUCAGUUCUCUCCCGUCUUCGAUGGCCGCUUGCAACUUUGCUAUGGCGAUGGAACAAGGCAUUCUGACCACAAGGGCAAGGGAAAGAACUAA